Messenger RNA from Alnus glutinosa, 387 nucleotides. RefSeq lists its product as uncharacterized. NCBI's taxonomy places the organism in Eukaryota, Viridiplantae, Streptophyta, Magnoliopsida, Fagales, Betulaceae. The transcript has 3 exons. The record is from RefSeq and is a predicted model, not a curated record. The coding region runs from base 1 to 387 and encodes 128 amino acids.
AUGAAGAAAUGGAUUUUUAGAUACAAUGUGAUCGACAGAUGCCAAAAGGUGGAUCAAGUGAGUGGUUUAUUAGGAUCAACCAUUAAAGAGAAGUGCCCAAUUUGUCGGAAGGAUCAAAAAUGGAGAAUUGCUAUAUCAAAGACGGGAAAAAUAUUUCGUCGUAAAGAUUUUAACGAUGGGAUCUUUGUAGACAUUAUUAAACUUGAUUGUUUUGGAGCAAAACCAAUAGGCUUCACGUUUGGCAACUGCUGGAAAAUAACAGCGGAGAACGACCAAGUUUUUGAAGAUGUUGAUAUCUCUGAACAAUGGAUUCAUAACUUUAACGGCCAUGCAGCAGUCGUUAAGAAACUAACUACAAUUUUUACUGAGAAUCAGGCUGCUAGCUAG